AUGUGGCUGUCCGGCGUCGCCAUCGCUUCGGUUUACGGGGUCAUUAGCGUGUUGGGUCUGAUCGGCAACAUCACCCUCAUCAAGACCUUCUGCUCGGCCAAGUCCACGCGCAAUGUGCCCAACCUCUUCAUGUCGAGCCUGGCGCUCGGGGACGUGCUGCUGCUGGUGACCUGCGCUCCGGUGGACGCCAGCCGCUACCUGUCAGAGGAGUGGCUGUUCGGCAGAGUGGGCUGUAAAGUCAUCCCCUUCAUUCAGCUCACCUCGGUCGGUGUGUCGGUGUUCACUCUCACUGCUCUCUCUGCUGACAGGUACAAGGCCAUAGUGAAGCCGUUGGACAUCCAAACAUCAACCACCACAAGCAGCAUAGUCCUGAGGGCAGCUCUCAUCUGGCUCUUCUCCCUGGUCCUUGCGAUCCCCGAGGCCGUCUUCUCUGACCUCCACACUUUCAACCUCCCCUCAACCAAUGAAAGCUUCAAAACCUGUGCCCCUUACCCCCACGCUGGGGACCUGCACCCUAAGAUCCACUCCAUGGCUUCCUUCCUUAUUUUCUACGUCAUUCCCCUGCUGAUCAUCUCUGUGUACUACACCUUCAUUGCCCGGAGCCUGAUGAGGAGCGCCUCAAACCUGCCUGUAGAGGGCAACGUGCACGCGAAACGACAGGUUGAAUCAAGAAAGCGUUUGGCGAAGACCGUGCUGGUGUUCGUUGGCCUCUUUGCUGUUUGCUGGCUUCCCAGUCACAUCAUCUACUUGUACCGCUCCUACCACUACUCCCAGGUGGACACCUCGCUGGUUCACUUUGUUUGCAGUGUCACAGCUCGUAUCCUGGCUUUCACCAACUCCUGCCUCAACCCGUUCGCCCUUUACCUGCUGAGCAAGUCCUUCAAGAAGCAGUUCCAGCAGCAGCUUUGUUGCUGCUGUCGUAUGAUCCUCACACACUCCUCACAGAGCCCGACACAUUACAACACACGUGUGACCUCCAUCCGCAGCACACACUACUCUGUAGCAAGUCUGAGCCUCAUCAACGGCAGACAGAUCUUUCAGGAGGACUGUGUGUGAGCGAGUGUGAGUGUGUAGUGAAGUGUUGUGUAGUGUAGUUAUGUGUGUUGUCCAAAUAAAAACACAAUUUUCCACUUGCCACUCACCACAAAUCCAAAUUAAGUGCAGCUUGAUAAAUAUAAAUGUGGACAGAACAGAACGUCUUUAAAUGCGGGAUGAUCAGUCACAGCUCAGGUGCAGAUUUCACAUCUUCAGUUAUACCAGUUGUGUAAUAAAGCACAGUGAUGCUUCAAGCUGAAAACGAACAUCUUUAACACGUUAACAUUCUCAGAGGGAUAACACAACCACGGUCUGUAUAAAGAUGGACGACUAAAGUGAAGCCAUAGUGUCACCUGGAGGUCAUAAACCUCGCUUCCUCCAUGUUAGUGGAUCGGACAUGGACCGAACUAAAAAGUCAAAGUACCCAUCUUUUUUCAAAGAUGGUUUCUUUCAUUUGCGGUAGUUCUAAUCACGUUGUUAAAUGUAAAUUUUUCCCAAAAAUGUGUAGUAAUUUGAUUCUAUAAAAUCGGGGUGACACAUCAUGAUUGACAGCUGAGACGGACCUCGACAGCGCAGCUCCACCCCAGUGGACAGACUCUGGCUCUACUUGAAGAU
Messenger RNA from Pleuronectes platessa (European plaice), 1650 nucleotides. RefSeq names its product gastrin-releasing peptide receptor. Gene Ontology annotation, biological process: G protein-coupled receptor signaling pathway. NCBI's taxonomy places the organism in Eukaryota, Metazoa, Chordata, Actinopteri, Pleuronectiformes, Pleuronectidae. Gene Ontology annotation, cellular component: membrane. The record is from RefSeq and is a predicted model, not a curated record. The coding region runs from base 1 to 1056 and encodes 351 amino acids. The transcript has 4 exons. Gene Ontology annotation, molecular function: G protein-coupled peptide receptor activity.